This is a messenger RNA of Cantharellus anzutake, 1562 nucleotides long. RefSeq lists its product as uncharacterized. The transcript is spliced from 5 exons. NCBI's taxonomy places the organism in Eukaryota, Fungi, Basidiomycota, Agaricomycetes, Cantharellales, Hydnaceae. The record is from RefSeq and is a predicted model, not a curated record. Bases 153 to 1556 code for a protein of 467 amino acids.
AUUUUUUGGAGAGAGAACGUCAUCUCCCUCAUCAUCUCCGAUAUACUCGUCAAUACUUAUUAGAACACUUGGACCCCUCACAACUCUUUGCACAAGAGUCCAAUUUGCAGAACGAGUUUAAUAUAUUCCUCACACGAAACUUGGUUACAUUUAUGCACCUGGCAUCAUAUGAUGAACUUGGCAUGAGAUUCCUUGAUGGAUUUGAGGAAUUCAAGAAUUGUGAUUCAUUCAAACUUUUGAGAGAAGCUCAAGAAAAGGAAUCAGUGUCGUAUCUGAAUAUUACUUCCACAGCACCAUGGGACCUCCAUCGAUCGACCCUUCCUUUCACCCCAUCCUCAUCACCUUUUCACGAACUGUAUAGCCACCUCUCCGAUCCAGUUCGGAUCUUCACUACUUCCGGCAAGUUUUCCGGGCACAGAAUCCCAUUAAGUGAGAAUUUACUCAAUGCUCGAAUGGUCAUGGAGGCGAAGCAACCUAAUUUGCCAAAGAAGGCUAAUAAUAACAGUCAGGUUGUUGAGGUUGAUUACGGUGCCCAAUUCAAUGACCCUGAUGUUCGUAACGGUAUUGUGACAUGUGCAGCACUCUCCCUUGAUGGUUGUCAUAUAGCUCUCGGUUUUGGUAGUGGUGUCAUCGAGCUUGCCGAUAUCGACCUUCAACGCACGAUUUCCCGACUCCGCCUCGAUCCACCCAACCACCCAGUCUGGAUUGAAUUUGUUCAUGGUAGACACCGAGUUGCUGCCGAGGACAAUGAGGGGAACGUCACCAUCCUUAGCCACGAUAUGGCCUUUGUUAAUCUUGGUACUCUUCCCAACAAUCCUGCUGUAACUCGAGUAUCAGAUAACGGAUUGUUUAUCAUCCGAGUCCCAUGGAACACUGAUAACUCGUGGUAUGACAACAUGACUCUCAUAUCUAUUCUGGACAAUCCGCACAUGCAGCUCCUCGCUUCUCCUCCUUCCCAAGCAGAUGAUUCUCCUCGCCACGACACGCUUGCUAUUCCUCACCGUCGCACGCUCAGGUUUUCUCCAGGAGCACGUUAUAUCGGGGCUUUCGAUGGCCUCAGCGCCUUCACCUGGUCGACAGACUCGGGUGAGCUCAUUGCACAUUAUCGUGUGACGGAUUUCAAGUUUUGGAUUAUGAAUCCCACUGUUCCCCCUGCCUGCGCUUAUCGCAUCCCCAAUCCUAUAUCCACUCAACCCACCCUUUCCUUGACAGAAGGUGGCACAGCAGAUAUACAUCAUUCCGAAACAGAUGCGGAGCAUAACUUGGACGAGUCCUGGAUUAACAAGGAGGAAGAGGAGGAGGAGAUGUGGCAUAGGUCUGACAUCCAUUCAACUGCUGCAGGAAGAACCCCGUUGUUUGGAACCAUGUACUUCAAUGGCAAAUUAGAACUCGUUAUUCCCAAGGAGUAUCGACCAAUUAUUUCUUCUGGUGCCGAAGGUCUAGGUGCUUGGUAUGGUGAUCAAGUGCCCCCUCGGUCCAGCAAAGAUGGGACUCGAAUCCUUCUCCAAGGCAAGCAGACAGCUCCGAUUGUUGUUGAUCUUAGCCAAGUCAUUUAGGAUGUU